Messenger RNA from Humulus lupulus (European hop), 1534 nucleotides. Its product is annotated as bifunctional UDP-glucose 4-epimerase and UDP-xylose 4-epimerase 1. The record is from RefSeq and is a predicted model, not a curated record. Gene Ontology annotation, molecular function: RNA binding; UDP-glucose 4-epimerase activity. Bases 180 to 1232 code for a protein of 350 amino acids. Lineage: Eukaryota; Viridiplantae; Streptophyta; Magnoliopsida; Rosales; Cannabaceae. The transcript has 9 exons. Gene Ontology annotation, biological process: rRNA processing; galactose metabolic process. Gene Ontology annotation, cellular component: cytosol.
CGUAAAACAGAUUCCCGAGAAACCAACAAAAAAAUCCUACUUUCUCUCUCUAUAUCAUCGUCCAUAUCUACCAUUCUCAUCCGAAUCUCUCCCAAACUGUUAUUCUGUUUUCUUCUUCUUCCUUAAAAACUCCUAUUCUUUUGUUUGGUUUCCAUUUUGAGUUGAGAAAAAGAUCAGUAAUGGGUUCGGUGGAGCAGAGGAUUCUUGUGACCGGCGGUGCAGGAUUUAUCGGCAGCCACACGGUGGUUCAGCUCCUCGAAGAAGGUUUUUCGGUUUCGAUUAUUGAUAAUCUCGACAAUUCCGUCAUUGAGGCUGUUGAUAGGGUUAAAGAAUUGGUGGGACCUGCCCUCUCCAAAAAGCUUCGUUUUCAUCUGGGUGAUUUAAGGAAUAAAGAUGAUCUGGAGAAGUUAUUUGCUCAAACUAGAUUUGAUGCUGUCAUCCAUUUUGCUGGCCUAAAAGCUGUAGGCGAGAGUGUUGCAUAUCCCCGUCGUUAUUUCGAUAAUAAUCUGAUUGGCACUAUUAACCUUUAUGAGGUUAUGGCAAAAUACGAUUGUAAAAAGAUGGUUUUCUCAUCGUCUGCAACUGUUUAUGGUCAACCAGAAAAGAUACCUUGUGUUGAGGAUUUCCAGUUGGUUGCUUUGAAUCCAUAUGGACGAACAAAGCUUUUCCUGGAAGAAAUUGCUAGAGAUAUUCACAAAGCAGAGCCAGAUUGGAAAAUUAUCUUGUUGAGGUACUUCAACCCUGUUGGUGCUCAUGAAAGUGGUAUGAUUGGUGAGGACCCAAAAGGCAUACCAAACAAUUUGAUGCCUUACAUACAGCAGGUAGCUGUGGGAAGGUUACCCGAGCUUAAUGUAUACGGUCAUGAUUACCCAACAAAGGAUGGUACUGCAGUCCGGGACUACAUACAUGUUAUGGACUUAGCAGAUGGCCACAUCGCUGCUCUUCGAAAGCUUUUUACAUCAGAUGACAUAGGUUGCACUGCUUACAACUUGGGUACUGGACAAGGAACAUCUGUGCUUGAAAUGGUUGCUGGAUUUGAAAAGGCUUCUGGCAAGAAAAUUCCCAUCAAACUAUGUCCAAGGAGGCCUGGAGAUGCUACAGCUGUUUAUGCAUCAACUGCAAAAGCUGAAAAAGAACUUGGUUGGAAGGCAAAAUAUGGCAUUGAAGAGAUGUGCCGAGAUCAGUGGGAGUGGGCAAGCAAAAAUCCAUGGGGUUACCAGUCUAAGCCUUGAAUGGCUUGGUUUGCAUUUUUAUUUAAGACAGGCCGAGUUAUACUAACCCCUCUCUCAGCUGAAAUACUGGUCAGAUUUAGAAAAGGAACCCCAUUGCAUAAGUUAUUGGACCACAUCACAAAUUUCCUGGAAGAAAUAAAUGUCAAAAGUUUCAACUUCCUAUGAGAAAUGUUUUAUUUAGCCUCUGUCUUUCUUCUUAGCUUUUGCUUAUUAGUAUGCUACAAGCAGCUAUGUGUGAACUGUGAAAAUGUGUAAAGAAUUGUUUCUCUUUCUAUAUAAGUACAUGCUUAUUAUUUUUCUCA